CUUACCAAAAGUUUCUCAAUUAUUAUUACUACAUACACUUGUGUAAUAAUUAUCAUGUUGUUUCCAUCCAUGUUGAGAUUAUAAUUACACCAGAAUUAUCAUGUUAGUAGUACCAUACUGUUGUAUUAUUACUUAUAGAAUCAAUUAUAAAUCCCAUGUUAUUGCAGAAUUGACAACUCUCUACAGUAAUUUCUCUGAACUGAUCUGCGGAAAAUGAACGGUUGAGAAUCAGGACACCCUUUCUCCAGAAUGCAUGGCCAACUCACACAAGUUGCAAGAGACGGAACAUUUAAUGAAGGAACUAUCAGUUCUAUCCGGUGAACGUUUUCUCUGACGGACCAGAAAAUGAUAUAUUUGUAAACAGAAUCAGUGAAGCCUCACAUUGUGCCCUUUUGAUAUCAUCAUCAUCCAAUGUGGAGGAGGAGCAUUCUUCUUUGUUACACACAUCCUCAUGUGGAUUCAUGUGAGAGCUGACUCACACACACACAGAGAGAGAGAGAGCCAUCAGCCUGUAAGAAAAGCAGUGCCACCCCAAAACUGUGCCAUGAGAAUUUCUGGCAAAGGCCAGAGCUAUCAUAAACUCAAUAAGAGUGUUUCACCUCUAGCUAGUUGAUUAGCAGAGCUGUGUUAAAGAGGAAUUGUUUUCCUGGAAGAAGCCUCCUGCCCUCGAGGAACAUGGCUUCCCUCUGGGGCUCAGACUGCAGAUGCUUCAGCUGCGAGGUCCAGAGCCACUUGGAUCGUCCCCUGCCCAUAGAACCACCACCCCGCCUCCCCUAACAGCCUCUACACGGGGCCAAGCCGAGGAGCACCAUGAAGGAGGUGGAGGACAUUAGCCCUGCCCUGGAGGCCACCGAGGACUUCCUACACUGCCUGGACGGAGGUGGAGGACAGGGAGGGGAGGGGGUCCGGCAGCCCAGGCAGCACCACCCCAAGCUGCAGGAGAUGUCUGUAGCCCUGGGGAAGCUGAGCUCUAGCGGGGUGUGGGGCCUGCUGGCCAGGGAGCAGGGGACCGAGGUGUCCCCACGUAACGUGGCCUGGGCUGACCAGCCCUCGGCCUUCAGCGUGCUGGCUCUGAGGCAGGGGGAAAAGAGACGUGCUCGUUCCACUAAUGACCUGGCCGCCCACACCAAGGACACCAACAAUACUUCCUCUAACUCCUCCAACGCCGCCUUUAAGAAAGGCCACAACCGCUCACGGUCUGAUGUUAAUUACCGUCCGUCCUACACAGACAACGCUAACGGCCUGCCUGCUGUGGACAAGAACACGCUGAAGAACAUGGCUCUCAACGACCAGAGAGAAGAAGGCUGUAAGGACAGCAGCAGCAGCGGCAGUGUGGUGAAACAGGGUUCCCUGGAGCAUCGUGAGGGUCAGAAGGGUCGUUGGCGCGUCUGUCAUGUAGAGCUUACCCCGUGUGAGCUGCGCGUCUACAGCCUGGACAGCAGCGGUAACUGGCAGCUCUGCACUGCCUACUCCCUGUCCCACUGCCAGGGGGUCACCCAGCCCCAGCCGCCCCAGGACGGGCGAGUCCUCCAGGCCCUCUUCUUCAACAGCUCCACCCGCCUGCAGUUACGUGCCGCCUGCCAGUGGGAGGCGCUAGACUGGAGGAGGCUGAUCUGGGCGAAAGUACUGGCUGCCCAGCCCGCCCACAAAAAUGCAGAGUCGCUUCCAGCCUUAUCCCUGUCGUCAUCCGUUACCUCUGGAGGUCUCGACACCAGACCAGAUCCCCGUGGUCCUGCUGAGGCUGCCCUGACCCCUGGUUGCUCCCAUCUCCUCCCAGCCCGGCACACGGCCCUGCCCCUGUUCACCCAGUGCUGUACGGAUGUCCUCAAGACUGGGCUCCUCCACCAGCUGACUGACCAGAACAACUGGAGGGCCUUCACCUUCGUACUGAAUCGCUCCACGCUGCAGGCCUUUCCCGCCGGGGCCGUGUCCGAGCCCAUCCUCCACUACCCGCUGGCCUCCUGCCGCUGCUUCCAAGGCGUCUUCCCCAGCGAGGUGCUCCGUCUGCAGGCUGAGAGCCAACUCAAGGCCCAGGACUGGAUGGAGGCCCUGCGGACAGCCGUGGCGGCCCAGAGGCCCCAGGGUGAGGAGGGACAGGGUUCCGGCCAGGCCCAGCUGGGUGCAGUGUCGACGGGGAUUCUGCUGAGGACCAAGCCCUCCAGGGAGAGGAGGCAGAGGGACACCCAGAGGGCCAAGAGACAGUCAGUCACCACCAGCUUCCUCAGUAUCCUCACCUGCCUGGCUGUGGAGAAGGGCCUGACCACCCAGAGCUUCCGGUGUGCAGGGUGUCAGAAGCCAGUAGGGUUGUCGCGGGGCAAGGCCAAGGUGUGUUGCUACAGUGGCUGGUACUACUGCCAGAGCUGUCAUCAAGACAACCUGUUCCUCAUCCCUGCCCGCCUGCUGCACAACUGGGACACCAACAGACACAAGGUGUCCAAGCAGGCCAAGGAGUUCCUGGAGUUUGUUUACGAGGAGCCCCUGCUGGAUGUGCAGCAGUUGAACCCGUGUCUGUAUGAACACUGUGAGGGUCUGGCUGCAGUACUGCGCCUGAGACAGCAGCUCCAGUCACUCAGAGCAUAACUGUUCAGCUGCCGCGCUGCCGUGGCCGAGGCUGUAUGGGGGAAGAAGGCCGUGGUGUUCACGGCAGUGGUGGCGACCCCGGAGUGCUCCUCUCUCACUAGAGACCCUGUUUACCAGUACAUCAUUAGCGCUCGGCGACUAACGCCUUGCACUUCAAAACACUGCAGGAUUAAUGAGGCCGGUGGUGCUAAAACCUUCCCCCGGCCAUCCAUGGACCCUCUGGGCCUACCAUCGGCCAUCCAUGGACCCUCUAUGGGGCUGCCAUGGACCCUCUGGGCCUACCAUCGGCCAUCCAUGGACCCUCUAUGGGCCUACCAUAGGCCAUGGACCCUCUGGGCCUACCAUCGGCCAUCCAUGGACCCGCUAUGGGCCUGCCAUGGACCCUCUGAGCGUACCAUCGGCCAUCCAUGGACCCUCUGUGGGCCUGCCAUGGGCCAUGGACCCUCUGGGCCUACCAUCAGCCAUCCAUGGACCCUCUGGGCCUACCAUGGGCCAUGGACCCUCUGGGCCUACCAUCGGCCAUCCAUGGACCCUCUGGGCCUACCAUCAGCCAUCCAUGGACCCUCUGGGCCUACCAUCGGCCAUCCAUGGACCCUCUGGGCCUACCAUUGGCCAUCCAUGGACCCUCUAUGGGCCUACCAUAGCCCAUGGACCCUCUAUGGGCCUACCGUCGGCCAUCCAUGGACCCUCUAUGGGCCUACCAUGGGCCAUGGACCCUCUGGGCCUACCAUCAGCCGUCCAUGGACCCUCUGGGCCUACCAUCGGCCAUCCCAUGGAUCCUCUGGGCCUACCAUCGGCCAUCCCAUGGAUCCUCUGGGCCUACCAUCAGCCAUCCAUGGACCCUCUGGGCCUACCAUCAGCCAUCCAUGGACCCUCUGGGCCUACCAUCAGCCAUCCAUGGACCCUCUGGGCCUGCCAUGGACCCUCUGGGCCUACCAUCAGCCAUCCAUGGACCCUCUGGGCCUACCAUCAGCCAUCCAUGGACCCUCUGGGCCUACCAUCAGCCAUCUAUGGAACCUCUGGGCCUACCAUCGGCCAUCCCAUGGACCCUCUGGGCCUACCAUCAGCCAUCCAUGGACCCUCUGGGCCUACCAUCAGCCAUCCAUGGAACCUCUGGGCCUACCAUCGGCCAUCCAUGGACCCUCUGGGCCUACCAUCAGCCAUCCAUGGACCCUCUAUGGGCCUACCAUUGGCCUGGAGGGGGCUCUGAGGAGGCCUGUCACGGCCAACACCGCCCGCACUAAUCUAACACACUCCUCUGAACCCCACGGAUGGUGUGAUGGUUACCCCCAGCAGGGUGUGAUGGUUACCCCAGCAGGGUGUGAUGGUUACCCCAGCAGGCAGGCUGUGACGGUUACCCCAGCAGGCUGUGAUGGUUACCCCCAGCAGGGUGUGAUGGUUACCCCAGCAGGGUGUGAUGGUUACCCCAGCAGGCAGGGUGUGACGGUUACCCCAGCAGGGUGUGACGGUUACCCCAGCAGGGGUGUGACGGUUACCCCAGCAGGGUGUGACGGUUACCCCCAGCAGGGCGUGACGCUACUUUUUAUUGGUGGGGCCACCCAUACACAGUGCUGUAAAUCUGCUAAAUGGCAUAUAUUAUUACAUUUUCUGAAAGGAUCUGACUUAUGGUUCCAAGAAAAUUGCAUAACUAAAAUUGACAAAAUGUUGGUCUUUCUCUCUCCCCAAAGAAUCUUCCCCAGAGAAAACCUACUGCAACAUAUCCACCUGUACUCUCUGGCUGACCUGCAACAGGUGAUAGAUGGGAAGCUUGCUCCCUUCCUCUCCAAGGUAAUUAAGUUUGCCAGUUCCCACGUCUACAGCUGCAGCCAGUGCCGAGAGAAGGGUUUCAUCUGUGAGAUGUGUCAGAAUGGACAGGUCAUCUACCCCUUCCAGGAGAGUGCUACUAAGAGAUGUGAUGUCUGCGGAGCAGUGUUCCAUACAGAGUGUCGUCAGAAGGCCCAGCCAUGUCCACGCUGCGUCCGCAGGGAGCUCCACCACACGAGACCCUCGUCCUCCUGGAGCCCUAACGACGAUACACCAGGCUGCUUCACAAUGCCCUACCAGGACACCUGAUCACACACAAUAUACUUCCGGAGAUACACGCACACACAGAGAGAAACAUCGGACCCACUCCACAGAGCUGCUCUUACCAAAGUCUGUGUGUGUGUGUGUGUGUGUGUGUGUGUGUGUGUGUGUGUGUGUGUGUGUGUGUGUGUGUGUGUGUGUGUGUGUGUGUGUGUGUGUGUGUGUGUGUGUGUGUGUGUGUGUGUGUGUGUGUGUGUGUGUGUGAGAGAGAGUGAGUCGGCCAGGAUACACAGUAACAGAAGUGUCGAUGACUAAGAGAGGAUCAUGCUCUCUGACACACCUGCUUUUUGAUCUGACAUCACUCUCACCUGGGAGAGAUUGACACUAACGCAACACCCACUGGAGAGGAACUACUCUGCUUUUUAGCCUCUCUGCUUUCUGCAUGAGAAACACUCUUUUCACGCCACUUUAAACAGCUAUGACCGGAAGCAGGGCUUGGAACCAAAAUGAUUUUUCAAUCAUUUCGUUCUGAACAGAACCACUCGUUUUUUCGUUCCAUUCCGCUGUUCUGAUCUGCAAAAUAAAGUUCCAAAAAGUACUGGU
Salmo salar (Atlantic salmon) is the source of this 5208-nucleotide messenger RNA. The record is from RefSeq and is a predicted model, not a curated record. NCBI's taxonomy places the organism in Eukaryota, Metazoa, Chordata, Actinopteri, Salmoniformes, Salmonidae.